GGCCGCACGGGGCACUGAUCACGGGUGCCUGGCCGGACCCUCCGCCCUUCCCCGCCCCGAGACGGGCUCCGGCGGCGGCGGCGGCGGCCGGGACCUCGUGUGCCCGCAUCGUGGCGGGGGCCGCCUUUUUCAUGAGCCCGGGGUGAACAGGUGCGAAGCGCGCGGGGAGCCUCGGGCGGCCGCCCGGCGGGCGCGGGGAGCAUGGAGAGCGAGCGCGACAUGUACCGCCAGUUCCAGGACUGGUGCCUCCGGACUUACGGCGACUCGGGCAAGACCAAGACGGUGACCCGGAAAAAAUACGAGCGGAUCGUGCAGCUCCUCCACGGCUCCGAGUCCAGCUCCACGGACAACGCGAAAUUUAAAUUCUGGGUGAAGUCCAAGGGCUUCCAGCUGGGCCAGCCCGAGGAGGUGCGCGCGGGCGGCGGCGCCAAGCCGGUGCUCUACGUGCCGGUCAAGACCACGGAUGGCGUAGGGGUGGACGAGAAGCUGUCCCUGCGGCGGGUGGCGGUGGUCGAAGAUUUCUUCGACAUCAUCUACUCCAUGCACGUGGAGACCGGGCCCCAUGGGGAACAGAUCCGGAAGCACGCUGGGCAGAAGAGAACUUACAAAGCGAUCUCAGAGAGCUACGCCUUCCUACCCAGAGAGGCGGUGACGCGGUUCCUCAUGAGCUGCUCCGAGUGCCAGAAAAGGAUGCACUUAAACCCCGACGGAGCCGAUCACAAAGAUAAUGGGAAGCCCCCCACGUUGGUGACCAGCAUGAUCGACUACAACAUGCCCAUCACCAUGGCCUACAUGAAGCACAUGAAGCUGCAGCUGCUCAGCUCACAGCAAGACGAGGAUGAAAGCUCAAUAGAAAGUGACGAAUUUGAUAUGAGCGAUUCCACGCGGAUGUCAGCUGUGAACUCGGAUCUCAGCUCCAAUCUUGAGGAAAGAGUGCAGAGUCCCCAGGCUCUUCAAGGCCAGCAGGAUGAUGAUUCCGCUGCAGAGAGCUUUAAUGGCAAUGAGACUGUGGGGCAAAGUUCAGUUGCUUCAGGGGGAACACACAGCAGGGAGAUGGGCGACUCCAAUGGGGAUGGCAAACCUGGGCUGGAGCAGGACCAGCAGCCGCUGAACCUGAGCGACAGCCCCCUCUCAGCACAGCUCACUUCGGAAUACAGAACCGACGACCACAGCGGCGAUGGGAAAAACAAAUACAAGAGUCUUCUGAUUUCUGACCUCAAGAUGGAACGGGAGGCGAGAGAAAAUGGAAGCAAGUCCCCUGCACACAGCUACUCCAGCUACGACUCCAGCAAGCACGAGGGCGGAGAGCGGGGCGCCGAGGACCUGUCCCUGCACCGGGGCGACGAGGACGAGGAUGAGCACGAGGACCACGACGACGCCGAGAAGGUGGCCGAGACGGACGGCGUGGAGGCCGAGCGGCUGAAGGCCUUCAACAUGUUUGUCAGGCUGUUUGUAGAUGAAAACUUGGACCGAAUGGUCCCAAUCUCUAAGCAGCCCAAAGAAAAGAUCCAGGCUAUCAUUGACUCAUGCAGGCGACAAUUCCCUGAGUACCAAGAGCGUGCCAGAAAGCGCAUCCGUACUUACCUCAAGUCCUGCAGGCGGAUGAAAAGAAGUGGUUUUGAGAUGUCGCGACCUAUCCCUUCCCACCUUACCUCAGCAGUUGCAGAGAGCAUCCUGGCCUCGGCCUGCGAGAGUGAGAGCAGGAACGCCGCCAAGAGGAUGCGCCUGGAGAAGCAGCAGGACAAGUCCGCGCCGGCUGACAAGCAGAGCAAACCCGAGGCGGCCCAGGCCACGCUCGCAGCCUCCGCGGUCUCGGGCUCCCAGGAGGUGCUGUACAUCAACGGCAACGGGACCUACAGUUACCAUAGCUACAGAGGCCUCGGCGGGGGGCUGCUGAGUCUGAGUGACGCUUCCAGUAGCGGGCCCACGGACCUGAGCAUGAAGAGGCAGCUGGCGCCCAGCUCCGGGUCCUCCAGCAGCACCAGCUCCAGGCCCCAGCUGAGUCCCACCGAGAUCAACGCCGUGCGGCAGCUCGUGGCCGGCUACCGGGAAUCGGCUGCAUUUUUACUGCGUUCCGCAGAUGAACUGGAAAACCUUAUUUUACAGCAGAACUGACGCCGAAGGCGAUCCUAGUCGCAGAGGUCUAAGUUUGCCGUUUCCACUGAUGACAUUUUGAUUUCCCAGCAGCGAUGGCCCUACUGCGCGGUCUUAAGGGAAACGCUUGCACUCGGCCACACUGUCCUUGGUCCAUGAAGUGAUGUGUUCAGGGGCCUCCAAGGGACUCUGGCCUCUGAAGCACUUGAGAGGCUGUGUGUCCAGCCUGCUGCUUUUUGUUUUAGUGUCAGCAUAACUGUCUGGGCCAAAAAAAAAAAAAAAAAAGGCUGUAGAUUCCUACUUCAAGGAUAAAAUGCAAGAAGCUUGUGGUAUAAAGAAUAGCUCCAGAUCCAACUGAAAUAUGAGUGGAAUUUGCUACUGACUUAUUGGACUGAAAGCUGCAGGAUCUGGCAAAAAAAAGAAAAAAAAAAAAACAAAGCCAAAAUUUC
This is a messenger RNA of Eptesicus fuscus (big brown bat), 2543 nucleotides long. It is a transcript of the gene NOL4, whose product is annotated as nucleolar protein 4. The record is from RefSeq and is a predicted model, not a curated record. The transcript is spliced from 11 exons. Lineage: Eukaryota; Metazoa; Chordata; Mammalia; Chiroptera; Vespertilionidae. The coding region runs from base 202 to 2115 and encodes 637 amino acids.